CUGCUUUUUUAGUGCGAACAUAGCGACAAUCAAAUAAUGAACCAAAGUUUUUAAUAUCUUUAUAUUGUUUUGAUGUUUGAUAUUUUGUCUUCAUUCAUAUAGUUAAGUCGGUCCGGUUUCUUUCAUCUUUAGUCGUUAUGUGUAGCUUUUGGUUCUUGUUUGUUUCUGGGAAAAAAAGUGGUAUUAAAUUCGCUGAAGCUGAGCUUAAAGACAGUUCGAAGUAUGAAGUUAGGGCUGUUGUUUAACCAAAAUUAGUUUUUGUUGUGAAGGGCGUGUGAGUUUGGGCGCCAUUUUGCGGGAAAAAAAAGGGUCAAUUGGAUCAUGUUGUGAAGGAUCUUACAAUUGCUUGAGGAAAGCACAAUGCUCAAGCACGACAGAGAUUUGCUCCCACUGUGCCACAUUAGAUGAAAGUUUUCAAAAUUUAUCCGUUUCACUUCCCAUAUUGCCCCAUCUCUAUGGAUGCUGAAAUGCAUGAAGAAUAAUAAACAGUUAUGAGCUCUGCAUCAACUCAACUUAUCACUUCAAGAAAGAUGGGCAUAUAUGAUCCAUUCCAACAGGUCAGCAUGUGGGAAGAUCCCUUCAAAGGCGAUAUUAGCCCAAAUACAGGUGCCUCCACGAUUUUACAGGUGGAUGCUGGGCUGCCCAACAAGUCUGAAUUUAAUUCUCAUGAAUUGACGGGACCUUCCAGAAAUGAUGAAGAAGGAAACAAUACUGCUGAUAAGGUACGGAGACGCCUGGCACAAAAUCGUGAAGCUGCUCGUAAAAGUCGUUUGCGGAAAAAGGCCUAUGUUCAACAAUUAGAAACAAGUCGUUUGAAGUUGGCACAACUGGAACUCGAACUUGAGAAAGCUAGGAAGCAGGGUGUGUAUGUAGGCAGUGCUCUGGACACCAGUCAUCUGGGAUUUUCUGGAAAUGUAAACUCAGGCAUUGCUGCAUUUGAGAUGGAAUAUGCACACUGGGUUGAAGAGCAAAAUAGACAGAUUUUUGAACUUAGAAAUGCAUUGCAAGCUCAUGUAACUGAAAUAGAACUUCGUAUGCUUGUAGAGAGUGGCUUGAACCAUUAUCAUAAUUUGUUUCGCAUGAAAGCAGAUGCGGCAAAGGCUGAUGUCUUUUAUUUGAUGUCUGGUGUGUGGAGAACAACAACGGAACGCUUUUUCCUUUGGAUUGGAGGAUUCCGCCCAUCAGAGCUUCUAAAUGUCCUCAGGCCACAGCUUGAGCCUUUGACUGAUCAACAAGUUCUGAGUGUAUGCAACCUCCGACAGUCAUCUCAGCAAGCAGAAGAUGCCCUCUCACUUGGAAUGGAAAAACUCCAGCAGAGUCUGGCCCAUAGCAUAGGAGCUGAAUCAGUACUUGCCGGUAAUUAUGGGUCUCAGAUGGCUGCUGCAAUGGAGAAGUUGGAAGCACUAGAGGGAUUUGUGAACCAGGCAGAUCAUCUUCGUCAACAAACUCUGCAGCAAAUGUCUCGCAUCCUAACAACCCACCAAGCAGCUCGAGGUUUGCUUGCCUUGGGGGAGUACUUUCAUCGUCUCCGUGCUCUCAGUUCGCUGUGGGCUGCUCGUCCUCGUGAACCUGAAUAGUCUAGAAAGCACCACUACAAUCACCUCAUAUAGGUACACCAUAUUUAGGUAGGUGUUACCCCUUGUUCACGCCUCAGCUGCAAAGGGAAUGAAUAUGGUAAUUUUUGUUUCAAAGCAGUUUCUCUAGUUUGAUAAGGUGUAAAUAUGUAUUUCAAUGUUGUGUAUCAAUUAGGAUUUAGGAAAUUAAGUUACCCUACAAUGCAUUUUGUAGGCUAUAUCGUGUAUAUUGUGAUAAAAAGGUAAUUUUGAAAUCAGUACUUCUUGUCAAACAUGUUGAGACAAUUGCCCGUUAUAUGAAAACUUCAUAUUUUAUCUUCA
This is a messenger RNA of Juglans regia (Persian walnut), 1895 nucleotides long. RefSeq names its product transcription factor TGA3-like. The transcript has 11 exons. Gene Ontology annotation, biological process: regulation of DNA-templated transcription; DNA-templated transcription. Gene Ontology annotation, molecular function: sequence-specific DNA binding; DNA-binding transcription factor activity. Bases 492 to 1577 code for a protein of 361 amino acids. Lineage: Eukaryota; Viridiplantae; Streptophyta; Magnoliopsida; Fagales; Juglandaceae. The record is from RefSeq and is a predicted model, not a curated record.